Oryzias melastigma (Indian medaka) is the source of this 2592-nucleotide messenger RNA. RefSeq names its product coiled-coil domain containing 126 (gene ccdc126). The record is from RefSeq and is a predicted model, not a curated record. The coding region runs from base 603 to 1073 and encodes 156 amino acids. The transcript has 3 exons. NCBI's taxonomy places the organism in Eukaryota, Metazoa, Chordata, Actinopteri, Beloniformes, Adrianichthyidae.
AAUGCUGCUGACGCAAGCCGAAAUCAUUCAUGGGAACUAUGACAGCAGCACAGUUCCCCGCUCCAAGCCAAGAGCAGCAGCUGAACCCGAACUCGAACGACAUUGGGAGCGGCGACCGGCUCAACUGUACAGAGUAACACACCGAAAGGACAACCGAACCGGAAGCUGCAACACCGUAACCCGUUUCUCUGUGGUGUAACGGAAGCCGCGUGCGCAUCCGGGCGGCUGUUUCGGCGGUGGGGCAGCAGCUGCGAGCUGCUGCGAACCAAGCAGCAGGCAGGCAGUGACAGCUGAAGGAUCCGCUGGAGCUCGUCACUCUGCAGCUGCGAGGUUUCCGACAACAAUGCCUGUGGAUCUGCUGGCUGAACGUCCUGCCUGUGUGGCUGCUUUCAACUUCUUGCUGCUAAAGGAAAUUUCCAAAAACCCGUAAUCGCUGGACGUUUAAUAACGUCGGAUCAACUUCCUGGUCUCUUCUAAAGAGAGCAGGUCUGCCAUGUAGGAGACAUUCUCGUAGGAGAAACAAAUCUGUCCUGAACUGUUUAGUUAUCAGGAUAAAGCCUUCAGCCCUCAACCAGGUGCCUUCUCUUGACCCUCCCUGUACCAUGCUCGGUGCUCCUAUGCUGAAAAGAAACAUGUCCCAGAAGUUAGGUGUGCUCCUGCUGGUGUUCGGUUUGGUUUGGGGACUCAUGCUGCUGCGCUACACCGUGCAGCAGCCUCGCCGCCAGACCAGCGCAGAGCUGCGCGAGCAAAUACUGGAGCUCAGCCAGCGAUAUGUCCGAGUGCUCACGGAGGAGAACCAGAACGCACCAGGCGGGCCGCAGGGAAACUCCAUGUCCGGUUACGCGGACCUGAAGAGGACUAUAGCCGUGUUGUUGGAUGACAUUCUGACCCGUCUGGUCAGGCUGGAGGGCAAAAUCGAACUGGUAGUCAACGCCUCCUCCACAAACUCCUCCCACGCAGCAGGAGGCGUCCUCGCCUCCGCUCCCGAGGCCUUGCAGAAAGCGGCGAAGCAGGAGGCGCCAGAGACGUUGCACCUUCACCAGCACAUCCAUAACAGGCCUCGACCGCAUUAAGAAGAACUUAUCUGAAGCAGAUAAUAUUUUAAAAAAGCAAUAUAGAUAUUUAUUAACAUCCAGGCUCUUCAAAUCCCAGGAUACAUCUCAGAAAUAUUCCGUUAAAUUAAAUUAAAUGAAGUUCUUGAAUAAGAAAGAGGUUCUCAUAUUUUUUUCUAUCUCUUUUUAAUUUAGGUUUUUUUUGUCUUUAUUUAAUUAUCUUUUUUUUAUUCUACUCAUUUCUUACAUUUAGUGAUUGAGCAAAAUCAAAGGAAAAGAAGCUAAUUGUAGUUUUUAUCAACUUUGUCGACACAUUUAGCUUCACUUGAGAAGCUGAAUCAAGACUUCUAGGAGCAAACAGGCACGCAGGUUUUUGGCAGGAAGAGUUAGCCGGGUUUGCUUAGCUGUUCAGAUCAUUCAACAGAUGUAAUCCAAAGAACGUGUUUGCACUUCAUUAAAGGCAAUAUAAAUGUCCUUGCUAUUGCUGUGGUGCUGAGAGGAAGGACACAUCACCUGCUCGCUGCUCCAGACGGGUGUGCCUGCCGUGGAAAAGAAAGUUAAUAUCUGAUGUGUGUUUUUGUGCCAUUUUUUUUUUUUUUUUUUACAAACGUUUGUCAAAUCAGGUUUAGAGUGAAUGAAAAAAUCAGAUUAUUAAUUUGAAAAAAAAUGAGGAUAGUACACAGAGGAAUUGUUAAAAAUAAAAAGUAUUUUAAGCUUGAAAGAAAUAUUGAAAAUUAAAAAAUAAUAAUUGAAAAUGUGAAAUAAAUUAGGAAUGACAGCAUGUACAACAGACAUGGUUUGAAGCAGAGAUGCUGUCAUUGUAACUUUUGUCACCUGAUGUCCUGGAAUAAUCAAUGGACUCAAACCCCAACCCAAACACAAAAUCGGGAUCAACUCGGGGAGAAAAAAAGGAAAAUUUGAAUUGAAACUGUAAAUUGAGGAAUGAAAAGUAAUGGAAAUGAAAAAAAAAACAUUGAAAACAGCAGCUGUUGGAAAUAAACAUUUUUCAUUUGUUUUUCUAAUUAAAGCUUUAAAUUUACUUUUUUAAAAACAUUUCUUUCAAGUUUAUAAUACAUUUAUUUCAAAUUAAUAAAUAUCAUCUAUGUACUUUCCAGUUUAAAGAUGUUCAAAUUUUAUUUUUCAUAUUUAAAAUCUGGUUUGUGAUUCACUUUAAGCUGAUUGGAUUUUUUUUCACUAGAUGACUUUGAUCAUUUGUGUAUAUAUCUGCAUAAUGCUGGUAUAUCCUUCACAUAUCCUCACUAGAGAAAGCUGCAGCAGCAUUUUGCUACGAUGUUGUGAAGCACAGAGACUUUCUCCUUCCCAAAGAUGAGCAGUGAUCCUUCACACAAACUGCGUUGAGACUUUGCCUUACAAUGUGGAUCAGAAGCUUCACUGUGUCUCCUGCCCUCUGAAUGAAGGUGAUCAGAUAUGAAAGAGUCUCAACUGAAUUCUACUGUGAAUGUACUUCUUUUGCUAUGCUUAAGUGAUGUAUAGAAUUGGCUUAGAAAUAGCCUUACUAAUAAAUUCACUUCACUGAAAA